Boleophthalmus pectinirostris (great blue-spotted mudskipper) is the source of this 2969-nucleotide messenger RNA. Its product is annotated as G2/M phase-specific E3 ubiquitin-protein ligase-like. The coding region runs from base 1105 to 2655 and encodes 516 amino acids. The transcript is spliced from 12 exons. Gene Ontology annotation, molecular function: ubiquitin-protein transferase activity. The record is from RefSeq and is a predicted model, not a curated record. Lineage: Eukaryota; Metazoa; Chordata; Actinopteri; Gobiiformes; Gobiidae. Gene Ontology annotation, cellular component: nucleus.
AAAACUACACAACGGCUCUUUUAAGAGCCACCUACACCAAACUAAGAGCCGACUCUUGACUGACUAUGCUAUCAUAAGGUCUAAAGUUGUAUUGUACUGUCUCCACAUAUGGAAAAUGUAGUUAUUGGUUAAUGUUUUAUCCCUCAUAUAAUUUGUUGUUAGUACUCUUCUUGUUUUACUGCCACAGCACCCUCAGGUGUAAAAACAUGAAAACAAAAUAGAAUAAAUUAAACAAUUACUUUAUGUUGGAGAGUAGUAUUAUGAUUUGUACUUUUAAUUUUAGAUUAUGAUUGUAUGUGCUGCACAUUGUAAUCUGAAGAAAAGGAACCUCUUACUGACUGUCUAAAUUUAAUUUACUGCCGGCUACGAUAUCCCCCCCCUACGGAAGCCGAGAGGGGUCACAUCAAACGCAAACGCCGCAACAAAUACAAUGCGACCACAACAAAAAGUCACAACACACCAACAAAAGCCACAACGGAAAUGACUGCGGGACUCUAUUUUAAUGCAAACGCCACAACAAAUACAAACGCCACAACACAUCAAAAAGCUGCAACACAUUAAAAAGUCACAACACAUUAAAAAGUCACAACGGAAGUGACCGCGGGACUCUAUUUUCCGACGGACCGAUCAAGCUGCAAGUGAAGAAGAAAAACUACAACGUGAAAAGUAAAGGAACGGAGAAGUUGAAGACGUUACGAUGUAUUGUCCUUUUUGUGGCUCUGGGUUACCAUCUGAAACAGUAUUCUGCAGUUCUUGUGGCAAAAAUAUUAAAUUCCUACAAGACUUUGACAAACCCAGCACAAGUCAAGAGGCUCUGUUUGAUGCAGGAGGCAUAAAGAAAGAGGAUGCAGUGGAGUCAUUACGGAAUUUUAGAAUAUUAAAAGAGAAGGAGAGGCGAUUAUGUUUUAAAAAGAAAAAGAACCGCUGAUGGAAACCCUUGUGGAAGAAACUCCUGUGAAGAUUUCGGUGGGCCUUAUGAGGCUGAAAGAUGGAGUCCUGAGUCCUGUGAGAGGAAAGACACUCCCCCUUUCAGUCAAACCAGGGAUAGAUGCCAAAGAACUGCACAAAGCAGCGCGCUGACAAAAUUAAAGGCCUUUGACAGGAAUGUACCACCAGGUCCCUACUUUCUGCUGUAUCCUGAUGGGUCAAAGAUUGAAAAUAUACCAGGAACAAACAACCCCAUUCUCUUUAAAAGAAUACAAGGAGGCAGUGGGGAAGGCGUACCAACGCAUCACCGUGUACAUUUGUACAGCUGCAGAUUUCAUGACCUGUUCUCAGGAGCUCACCACAGAUUCCGAGGAGUCAGACUCAGAUGUGAUAAUCAUGAGCAGAAGUGCUGCAGAGUUCAAUACAGCUGAUACAGUGAUAUGGGAACCUGUCUUGAACAGUACAAAUAAUAAUGAUGAACAGUCGCCCACUGAUUUAACAACUCUGAUGGAAACUACAAGUUACAGAAAAUACACUGAGUUGUAUUCACCCAUUGUGAUCGAGGAUGAAGAAGACGUGGACGUGGACAGCCAUAUAAUUCCAAAGGAUACAGAGGUGGAAUUACUGUCAGUUUCAGAAAUAAUAAAAAAUCUGACACUCCAAAUUGACCAUAAACAUGUCAGCAGAUUUAACAUAUGUCGCUCUGACAUCUGGGAUGGGGCUGUUAGGGGACUCAAAAGGGGAACAUUUGCUGAAAACUAUGACCUCCUAGUUAAGUUCUCUGAUGAUGCUGGAAGGUUUGAGGAAUGUGUCGACACAGGCGGGCCGAAGAGGGAAUUCCUCUCACUGCUCAUGAAAGAGCUGAACAAACGACCCAUAUUUGAUGGACCUGUGGAGAGCCGCUACCUUGUUUACAAUACAACAGCAAUAAGAGGGGAUGAAUAUUAUUUUGCCGGCCAGAUGAUAGCCUUGUCCAUAGUACACGGUGGUCCUGGUCCAAAUUUUCUGUCGGAAGAUCUGGUCAGCUUCAUCUCAGGGAAAUCCAGUUUCAAGUCAUCAGUAGCAGACAUUACAGAUGAGGAAAUAGGGAAAGUGCUACGAGAGAUUCAGAAUGCAGCGUCCCUGGAGAAUCUGCGAGACCUGCUGGCAGAGAACAGUGCCAUGUUGCAAACCGCUGGGUGUUUCAGAUAUGUGAAGUCAUUGGAGGAAAAAGACACAAUUGUGAAGGACUACCUGUGGUGGUUCAUCAUCGACAGGAAUCAUGCUGCUAUUGACAGAUUCAAAGCCGGUCUUGCCACUUUGCAGUUUUUAACGGCUCUACAACAGCAUCCUUCAGUUCUGACCGAUGUCCUCUGCCACGUCAACAAAAGGUUAACUGCUGCAGAGGUUGAACACAUGUUCCAACCUGAGCUGAGUCCAAAUGGAAGCAACAGGAAGGUCCAGGAGGACAAAACCAUGAGCUUCUGGGCAGACGACCUACUUGAUUGUGAAGAAAAUAACACCUUGGUGUCCUUGGAGGAGCUCUUCAUGUUUGCCACAGGGGUGCCACGCGUGCCUCCAGCUGGAAUGGAUCCAAAGCCACGUCUUGAGUUUCUCGCAAGUUCAACAUUCCCAAUGGCAAACACAUGUGCCAAUACUUUAAAGCUUCCUCUACUGGACUGCUACAGUACCUUUAAAACAAACAUGGAUUUUGGGAUAAAGAAUUCCCCUGGAUUUGGAUGUCAUUAAUUCAGUGUUAAUGAGCUGUUCUGUGAGUGUUAAUGUGUUAAUGUUGUAUCUUAAUAGGAUGUGUUGUGUUCAACAGUCAGUAAAACAAAUGUGAAAAGCCAUACAAGUUAACUGAGUGAUUGCAGUGGCCACAUGUUCAGGCUAGUGUUUAAACAUUGUCACAGGAAAUUCUACAUUUUAUCCAGCAACUAGCACUGUUUAUUGUUACAGUCAUCAGCGCUUCAGAAGCUGAAUGUGCUACUUUUACUCAAUUUUUUUAUGAAUAUAAAAAAAAAACAGGCCAAAAUAAUUUGUGUGUUUGUUUAUUGUAUGGA